Molecule: messenger RNA, 3064 nt
Organism: Monosiga brevicollis MX1
Lineage: Eukaryota; Choanoflagellata; Craspedida; Salpingoecidae
Exons: 3
Coding region: 106-2586 (826 amino acids)
Source: RefSeq, a predicted model, not a curated record
GGGAGGGAGUUGGAUCGCAGACGUUGCCGGUUGUCCUGAUCGUACAAUUGCAACGCCGUUUGGGUCGAAUUUUGUGGCUGCCUUUGAGCAGACAAAGUCACAAGCAUGAUUGUGACGGCCCUGCGCCUGACGGCGCGUCGCUGUCUGAGCACGACCACCCCUGCACUCAGCGGUGCGCUGAAAGCUGCCGCCGCUGCCAAACAAGGUCAUCAGGCUGUUGUUGAAUCGUGGAACGUCAAUUGCAAUGGCGCCACCGACUAUCUUGUCGGGCCUCGCCCCGAGCAGUGGUGGACGGGCAAACCUCCAGUUUAUGGCGUGUGCCCCGGCGUAGACGAGGACAACGUCAUCCGGGCCCUGGCCCAGCCCAACCUGGCCACCGUCACCCGCCAACAGCUGCGCGAUUACUUUGACAACACCUGGACCAUGACCGAGGUUCUGUUUGAGGGCCUUCAGACCGAGGAACCCUUUUACCGCCCUCCUUACCACAACCUGCGUCACCCCAAGAUCUUCUACUACGCCCACCCCGCUUCCGUGUACGUGAACAAGUUUCGUGUGGCCGGCCUCAUCUCCGCCCCCAUCAACGAGUACUAUGAGCACAUCUUUGAGACUGGCGUCGACGAAAUGCUCUGGGACGACUUGAGCAAGAACGACAUGCUCUGGCCCACCGUCGAAGAAGUGCGCCAGUACCGCCAGGAAGUUUACGACAUGAUUGUCGAUGCCAUUGAGAACCAUCCUGCCUUUGACACCAUCAGCCAACUCGAAGCUUCCCCCUUCUGGGCCCUUGUCAUGGGCACCGAGCACGAGAAGAUUCAUCUGGAGACCUCGAGCGUCCUCAUGCGCGAACUUCCCCUCUCCCUCCUGCGCCGCCCGGAUAACUUUCCGCCCCUGCACCCGAGCCACCAAAGCGCCCCAGCCCCUAACGUCUUGGUCAAGGAAGGCGAGCACUACCCGGAGAAUGAGUUUCUGCCCGUGGACGCCGGUCUUGUCACUCUGGGCAAGCCCCGUGACUUUCCCUCCUACGGCUGGGACAACGAGUAUGGUGAGAAGCAGAUGCAUGUCAAGUCUUUCCAUGCCACCAAGUACCUGAUUUCCAACGGUGAAUUCCUCGAGUUUGUCAAGAGCGGUGGUUACUUGGACGAGAGCGUGUGGGAGCCCGAAGGAUGGAAGUGGCGCUGCUUCCGCAACGUCAAAUGGCCCACUUUCUGGGUUAGCACCGGUCCUGCCGGUCUACACCAGUACCGCCUCCGUGCCAUUUUUGAGGAGAUUGACAUGCCCUGGGACUGGCCCGUCAACGUCAACCUUCACGAGGCCAAGGCCUUUGCCAACUGGCGUUCGCGCAAGGCUGGUCUCACUGGCGAAAACAAGUAUCGUCUCAUGACUGAGGCUGAACACCAUCGCAUCCGUGACCAGUCCAUGACCCAGACUAGCCUCGGCGUUGACCGUGAUCCCAGCAUGGUGGCUGACGGCCGUGCCAUGCCCGAACAAUUUGGCAUGAACCUCAACCUCGCCUAUGGCUCGGAGAGCCCCGUCGACGGACUCAAGCCCGCCAGCUCGGGCUUCCAUGACGUCUUUGGAAAUGUCUGGCAAUGGCAUGAGGAUCACAUGAGCGCCUUGCCUGGCUUCCGCGUCCACCCUUACUACAAUGACUUUACCCUCCCCUGCUUUGAUGGCGAGCACAACCUGAUUCUUGGUGGCUCCUACAUGUCCUGCGGUGAUGAGGCCUCGAUGUUUGCCCGCUUCCACUUCCGGCCCCACUUCUUCCAACACUCUGGCUUCCGUCUCGUCGAGCCCAACCGCCACGAACCCCAGCUUGUGACCUCGUGCAUGGACAACCAAGGCCCCUUUGUCGGUCAAAACCCCUUCCGCAGCUCCAACAAGGAUGAGACAGAGCGCAAGUACGCCGCCGACGAGGUCGUCCGGCAAUACAUCCAUCUCCACUACGGCUCUGGCGAUGAACUUCCCGCUGAGGCCCGCGCUUAUCCCACUCGCCGCGCUCUUGACAUUGGCUGCAACGUCGGCGGCGUCGCCUUUGCCUUGGCUGAGCGCUUUCCAGAGGUUCUGGGCUAUGACAUUAAUAGCAAUGCCAUUGAGACAGCGCAAGAAAUCCAGGAGACUGGCAGCUUGCAGUCGUACGUGCGUGAGGAAGGUGAUAUCAAGAUGCACUUCACCGCCACGCCCAGCCACCAGAGCAGCCGCGUGUCCUUCAAGCAUGGUGAUGCCCUUUGCCUACCACCUGACCUUGGCAACUUUGAUGCCGUGGUGGUAGCCAACGUUCUGGACCGCCUCUCCAGCCCAGGCAGCUUGCUGGGUCGCCUGGGAGGCGCGCGUGGCCUCGUCAAGCCCGGUGGCCUCCUCUUUGUCUCCUCCCCCUUCUCUUGGAUGGAACGCUACACACCCAAGGAUCUCUGGCUGGGUGGUCGCGAGACCUUCGAUGGUGAGGUCAGCUCCAUUGACACGCUGCAUGCUUCCCUCAAUGACAAUUUCGAGCUGCUCGAGGUCAUGGACAUGCCCUUUAUGCUCCGUGAGCAUGCCCGCAAGUUUGAGUACGUCAAGGCCUAUGCCACGGUCUGGCGGCAUCGCGUCUAAGGCGCCAAUUUGAAGAGCAUCGUCCCUUUCUUAUCAGUCUGCUCUGUCUGAUUUUCCCGCGGGUUUUUCCACAACCUCUUUUCUUCUUCUUCUUCGUCUGCUUUUCUUCCCUUCCCGUCUUUGCUUUUAGUUGUUUGUCAUUCUUUUGUUUGUUGUCUCUUGAUUAGCCAAACCCGAUGUCCAUGCUUACGGCUCUUUUUGUUUCUCUGCCUUAUUUUGCUUGAGUUUCCUCUGCAACUUUGGCCCUCAAGCCUGGCUACGCAGCCAAAUGGUUUGUGGCUCCUUGUUGUGUGCCUUUGGAUUCACACCACUUCAUUCUACGUGCGGUGUCGAAUCUUGCCUUUCGACCAAUCUGUUUGAUCUUGUCUGUUUCCUCCCCGUGCACAUGCCCUUGGCUCCUGCCGGAGUGGAGAGCCCACGCAUGUGCGCUCGUGUUCUUUCCUCAACCCGCUUUUUAAUUCAUCCUCUUUGAUCUGGA